CCUUUCUAUAUCUCUCAUAUUAGUCAACUGAAAUGGCUCUUCUCUAUCCUUUCCCCUUCUCCGUUCCUCACCAUAAAUGCGGGGCGGCGUAUCCGUGGUUCCUUCCAAUAAGUUUAUUUGUAUUCUACUCUGUCUAUCUUCCUCUUCCCCUCCAUUAGAAUUCUCUUCAAUGCUUUGACUUUUCGUAAAGCUAGUCCCAAGUGGAACGAAGAACAGUAGUGAUUCAAGAAAAAGAAAGGAUUAAAUCGGAACGGAAAUGCUCGAGACGGUGAGGUACCUGAUCGGUUCCGUCGGGGACAGCGGUUUCGGCUCCAAAUCGACCGGCGAGGAGGUCACCGCCGCGGCCCCUGACCUGCGCUCCAUCACCGCCAUCAUCACCGGAGCGACAUCGGGGAUCGGGACGGAGACGGCGCGGGUGCUGGCGAUGCGGGGGGCGAGGCUGGUGCUGCCGACGCGGAGCCUGAAGACGGCGGACGAAGUGAAGGCCCGGAUCGUGGCGGAGAUCCCCGACGCCGAGGUCAUCUUGCUUCCCCUCGACCUCAGUUCCCUCUCCUCCGUCCGAUGCUUCGUCUCUCUCUUCCUCGCCCUCCAUCUCCCCCUCAACCUACUCAUAAACAACGCCGGCAGGAUGGUCUACGAGCACGCCGUCUCCGAGGACGGCGUCGAGAUGACCUUCGCCACCAACUACUUAGGUCACUUCUUGCUUACCAAGCUGCUCUUGAAUAAGAUGGCGGAAACGGCGAGGGAGACGGGCAUCCAGGGCCGCAUCGUCAACGUCUCCUCCCACGUCCACAGUUGGUUCUCCGGCGACUGCCUCUCUUAUCUCGACCGGAUAACCCGCAAGCAGAUACCGUACGAUGCGACGCAAGCCUACGCACUGUCGAAGCUGGCAAACAUCCUCCACACAAAAGAGUUGGCUGAGAGACUCAAGCAAAUGGACGCCAAUGUGACGGCCAACUGCGUCCACCCGGGGGUGGUCCGCACCCGACUCAACCGCGACCGCGAAGGCUUCGUCACAGAUCUGGCUUUCUUCCUGGUCACCAAACUGGUCAAAACCAUGCCCCAGGCGGCCGCGACGGCGUGCUACGUGGCGACACACCCGCGGCUGGUCGGCAUCUCGGGGAGGUACUUCGCCGACUGCAACGAGGCCUUGCCGUCGCCGUUAGCUUCCAGGCCGCACGAGGCGGCGCAGCUGUGGCGCGCCUCCGAGUCUAUGACGGCUACCGAUCUAGACCGGACCGCGUCCGGGCUCGAACCCCAGCUCGCAUCGGACCGGCCGGACGACGAGAAGUGACCAUGGGAAAUUUGUUUUCGUAUGUGACUUAACGUAGUAGUGUACACGAGGCAUAGAUGGGGGAGGACAGACAAAGGAGUAGGAUACAAAAGGUGGUACCGCGGACCAGCAGCAACAGUUUAAGAAGGUUUAGAGCGAUCAAAGGACGAGCAGGCGACCGUACGUCCGGCGCCGUUUUUGAUAGGACAGUCAUCUCUUUUGCAUUAUGGUGCUAAUGUCGCAUGCAUAAAUAUACACAUGACCGCGGGAUAAGUAUAAACUACAUAAGAUUAGUGGUGCGUCGUGACUCGAACAACUUAACUCGGUUGAUCUCCAUGAUGUAUGUCUGCAGCAUUGGAUAGAGAUGCAUGUUCCUUUAAGGAUUAGCUUUU
Messenger RNA from Musa acuminata AAA Group (dessert banana), 1665 nucleotides. RefSeq names its product short-chain dehydrogenase TIC 32 B, chloroplastic-like. The record is from RefSeq and is a predicted model, not a curated record. Bases 257 to 1294 code for a protein of 345 amino acids. The transcript is spliced from 8 exons. Lineage: Eukaryota; Viridiplantae; Streptophyta; Magnoliopsida; Zingiberales; Musaceae.